Molecule: messenger RNA, 312 nt
Organism: Sphenostylis stenocarpa
Lineage: Eukaryota; Viridiplantae; Streptophyta; Magnoliopsida; Fabales; Fabaceae
Source: the annotation of a GenBank genome assembly
GACCGACCCGUUGAUGGUCUCGGGUCGGAGGCUGGAGGCCAGUUCCUCCCUGCCACUGCACCCCCAUUUUUCUGCCAGGGGGGUAAUGAGGGGAGCCAUGAGGACGACUCCCACGAGCCGACUCCCGAAGUCCUUGAGGGCCUUCAGGAAGAAAUAGUCAGGGUUGCACCGGCGCCUCUGGCUCAUGCAGUAGAGGACAAAGAGGUCCGGAAGGGUAACUUUACCCUGACUUUCUUUCCGCCCGUGGACAGUCCCAGCCAGCAGUUUGUGGCAGAUAUGGAGGGCGGGGGGAAGUGCGGAGCCCUUCAGUAG